CGCUACGGGAAGAGGGAGGAGACUGCGGCGACGGCAGCGACUAGUGGAAGCCCAAGGUGGCAGAAGGGCUGCCGCCACCAAGAGGAAGACGGAGGGCCCACAAGCUUAGAACCAGGGAAACAGCCUCUCAUACCCAGCCCCGCCGCCCUCCUAGACCCUCUCGCCUAAGAAUUCUCCCCUCUCAACUCUGGCAAGCACACAAUCUGCUGGAUAGUAGCCCGCUGAUCCACCUUCGCAACAGGCUUUUAGCAGAGGCAGCAGCAAGGUGUCCGAUUUGGGCACGUGAGGCUCGCGAACCCCUGCGGUGGACGCCCAACAGGGCAAGGCCAUUGGCAUGAAGACCCCCAACACACAAGAGGCAGAAGGACAGCAAACCAGGUCAGCUGCAGGACGGGCCACGGGGUCUGCGAACUUGACAAAGAAGAAAGCUUCCCAGAAGAAGCAGAGGGGCAGACCUUCAUCCCAGCCCCGCAGAAACAUCGUGGGCUGCAGAAUUUCUCAUGGAUGGAAGGAAGGUGAUGAGCCCAUCACCCAGUGGAAAGGAACCGUUCUGGAUCAGGUGCCUAUAAAUCCCUCCCUUUAUCUAGUGAAGUAUGAUGGAAUUGACUGUGUCUAUGGAUUGGAACUUCACAGAGAUGAAAGAGUUUUGUCUCUUAAAAUUCUUUCCAACAAGGUGGCAUCAUCCCAAGUUAGUGACGCCAACCUUGCAAAUACCAUAAUUGGCAAAGCAGUGGAACAUAUGUUUGAGGGUGAGCAUGGUACCAAGGAUGAAUGGAGGGGGAUGGUCCUAGCCCAAGCACCUAUCAUGAAAGCCUGGUUUUAUAUUACCUAUGAGAAAGAUCCUGUCUUGUACAUGUACCAGCUUCUAGAUGAUUAUAAAGAAGGUGACCUCCGCAUCAUGCCAGAGUCCAGUGAGUCUCCUCCAGCAGAGAGGGAGCCAGGAGGAGUAGUAGAUGGCCUGAUAGGCAAACAUGUGGAAUAUACCAAAGAAGAUGGCUCCAAAAGGAUCGGCAUGGUCAUUCACCAAGUGGAAGCCAAACCUUCUGUGUAUUUCAUCAAGUUUGAUGAUGAUUUCCAUAUCUAUGUCUAUGAUUUGGUGAAAAAGUCCUAAACAUUGGGAUAAAACUUACCACAUUUGUGGAAAUAAACCCAUAAUUUGUAGACACGCAAAAAAUGCUGGUUUCCAGUGUAUUGAAAGUUUAAGGGUCCCUGAUGACCAGCAUAACUGUUGUUUUGUUCUGAAAAAUACAAGUUUAUGUGGAUGUGACAUACUGUGUAUAGGCACUUUCUCUUGAAAAGAUUGAGUAUGUUUGGUGGAUGGGGCAUGAAAAGAAGAAACAGCUGUCAAUUUAGCCUGUGAAUAAAGUGCAGCAAAGCAACUUCUCAUCACUCAUCUGAAAAAGAAAUGAGACUUAGCUGGUCUGGUAUAAGGGGGGAGGGGAAGGGACUAAUGAUGGGCUGUAGGGAAAGGGAGAGGAAGAGGUGACUGUGCAAGUAAAGAGGAAAAGGGCCAGAAAGAAGGAGGCUCCCUGGGGGAGGGAUGAACUGUGAAGGGGAAACAUCCAGUUGGGAAAGGAAUGAAGGAUAAGACAAAGUGGGAUCUUGGAGCUUGGAAGAAAAUAGAAUGAACUGAGUAGAGAGAGCCACAAGGAUGCUUAGAAGAGGUUCAUAAUAAAGGGAGAUAGAUCCAGUUGGUAGAGAUCUGGGGAGAGGUUGUAAGACACACAAAGAGAGGGUCUGCUGUGGGUAUCAGGCCAGGAAGGGAGGGAUGCUGAGGAAGGAAUAAUUCUAAGAAAGACUGAUUAAGGGAAUGAGAACACAGUAAAAAUGUUGUGGGGAGUGGGGUGCAUGAGGGAUGUAUAGGCCCAGGAAUUAGUUGGACUACUAGCAAUAUCCAUAUUGACCUCCCAGGCACUGUUCAUAAAGGAAGUGACAACUGUCUAAGAAGGCAGAUGUAUGGAAAGUUCUCUAGAAGGGUAUUUUUAUGGGGAUGAUUCAGAUGGGUUAAGCAGGAGCCAAGUUUAUACCUAUAAGGCUUUUCUUGUUUCAGGGAGUUUGUGCCACGCCUGCGGAGCAGAACCUCAAUUCUCAGCCUAAGCUCACUAACAUGGUGCUCCAUAAACUGGGCUGUGGGAGAGUAUGCUAUGCAGAAAAGUGGAACCUUGCUGAACCCAAGUACAGCAGUCCCAUCACUGGUCUUCCUCCUGCUGGGGCAUCAGAGGAUUGAGCCUCAUGUCUGUCCAGGGCAUGAGGAAUACUUGAUGGUCCAUGCUUCUUUCAGCAGCUGCCUGAAACCUCAUUUGGCUACAACCAAUGCUCCACCAAAGGGAGGUCCCCUGACACUAGGAGCCUCCUUCUCUCUUGACCCCCCACAAAGCCAGUGGCUACUAACAUCUCACUGGUACCUUCUGGACAGUGUUGACCACCCACAAACUCAUGGGGAGCUGUAAUGGAAUUGUGUAAAACUCUUUCUUUCCAGGUGAUGCAGUUGCCAUGGAAAGUUGGGCUGGGAAAUGUGACUUUGUAUAAGUAAUUAGUUUGACUGUGUAAUGAAUGCUACAUGGAGGUGUUCUGGUUAAUGGACAAAAGGAGUGGCAACCCCAAUAAAGUCCCUCAGAACCGUGGUG
Messenger RNA from Heterocephalus glaber (naked mole-rat), 2627 nucleotides. RefSeq names its product spindlin-2. The record is from RefSeq and is a predicted model, not a curated record. Gene Ontology annotation, biological process: gamete generation. NCBI's taxonomy places the organism in Eukaryota, Metazoa, Chordata, Mammalia, Rodentia, Bathyergidae.